AUGAGCGAGAGCAAAUCUGUCGCUGUUGUUGGUGCUGGAAUCUUUGGCCUGUCGUUGGCCCUUGCACUGCACGAAAAGGGAUACACUGUCACUGUCUUUGACCGUCAUCCGUACGAUGAGACCCAGUAUGACCCUGAUGCCGACGAAAAUGUUCAGGCGGCGUCUGUUGACCACAACAAGAUUUUUCGUGCCUCGUAUGGAACAAAGCUACAUUAUCAGCGUCUGGCAUUAGAAAGCCGCGAAGCAUGGGUUGCGAUCAACAAGUCCUCCGGCGCCGACUUGUUUGUUCCCAGCGGUAUGCUCCGUGUUCAACCCUCGGAUGAGCUCGGUGCGUUGGAAAAGGAAACCCUCGCCAACAUGGAACGCGAUGGCAUCCGUGAGACCCAGUUUGUCAAAAGUCUUGCAGGCGACAGAGAACGUGCCAAGGCGGGAGGCUGGGACGCCAAGCUUCUCGAGUUUCCUAUUCCGGGCAGCAAUGAUGCUCGAACGUACGAAGCAGUCCUCGACUCUCUCGGUGGUUUCAUGCGAUGCUCCAACGCCUGUCUAUAUUUUCAGCAGCUUGCUGCUUCCAAGGGCGUCAGGUUUAUCUUUGGAAAUGAGCAAGGUGACGUUGAAUCCAUCGUGGAAGAAGCGGUCGGCGAUAAGAAGAAGGCCAACGGCGUGAGGACCAAGGACGGUGUCAUCCAUAAAGCGCAUGUCGUAGCAGUUGCCGGUGGCUCCUUUACCACGCAGCUCAUCCCCGAUCUGUCGACGCAUCUUGAGUCGUCUGGCGGCAGCCUUGCCACUUUCAAGAUUGACAAGGAAGACAAGGCGCUCUGGGAAAAGUACUCCCCUGAACAGUUCCCCGUCAUUACCUGGAAGAGCAAUCCUAGGAACAAGACAGGAAAGGACACUGGGAGUGUCUACGUGCUACCCAGAACUCCAGAUGGUCUGGUCAAGAUUGGGUUCCGAGGAGUCAAGUUUACCAACUUUCAGCCGGCGCCCGAAGGCUGUCCAUUCGUGCAAGAUGGCAAGUGGUCUAUUCCAAUGUCACCCAAAGACUCGUGCACGAUUCCCGAAGCGGCUGUCGACUCGAUCCGACAAUUUGUCAAGAUAUUCUUGCCCGAUUUCGACCAAGUCCCAUUCUACUCGACCAAGCUUUGCUGGUAUACUGAUUCUCUGGACAAUUCCUUCGUGAUUGACCACGUCCCGACUUACACGGACAACUCCCUGUUUGUCUGCACUGGGGGCAGCGGCCAUGGUGCCAAAUUCUUGCCCAUUCUCGGAAAGCACGCCGCGGAUAUUUUGCACAAUGGUGACAAGGCCACAAGCUUCUUGCGCCCAUUCUGGCGUUGGCGACCUGAAGCCCCGCGCCGCAAUGGCCUCGAGGAUGGCCCUGGCAGCCCAAGGAAUAUUGGCCAGGCCCAAGUAGAAUAG
This is a messenger RNA of Cordyceps militaris CM01, 1416 nucleotides long. Its product is annotated as FAD dependent oxidoreductase. The record is from RefSeq and is a predicted model, not a curated record. The coding region runs from base 1 to 1416 and encodes 471 amino acids. The transcript has 8 exons. NCBI's taxonomy places the organism in Eukaryota, Fungi, Ascomycota, Sordariomycetes, Hypocreales, Cordycipitaceae. Gene Ontology annotation, molecular function: sarcosine oxidase activity; flavin adenine dinucleotide binding.